This is a messenger RNA of Salarias fasciatus (jewelled blenny), 6276 nucleotides long. It is a transcript of the gene kdm5c, whose product is annotated as lysine demethylase 5C. The transcript has 29 exons. Gene Ontology annotation, biological process: regulation of DNA-templated transcription; chromatin remodeling. Gene Ontology annotation, molecular function: histone H3K4me/H3K4me2/H3K4me3 demethylase activity; DNA binding. The record is from RefSeq and is a predicted model, not a curated record. The coding region runs from base 374 to 5125 and encodes 1583 amino acids. Gene Ontology annotation, cellular component: nucleus; chromatin. Lineage: Eukaryota; Metazoa; Chordata; Actinopteri; Blenniiformes; Blenniidae.
GAGGUUGUACUUCGGUCGUGAGAAAAAAACUAAGAUGGCGUCUCGUCAAGAAAGAUAGGAUGGCCUGAAGAGAGUGAUGAUGUUGAUCGGGAAAUGAUUGAUAACGAUAUAAAUUGAUAAAGUUUGAGACCCUCCUUCGACACUUAAGCGAACACAAGCCGUCCAUGUUUCUGAGUCCUUGGCUGAGUGGAGUUUAUGGAGAACUGACGCUUGAAAAAUCGGUUUACUUUGCUAGCAGCGGUAAGCUAGCCAACUGGACCGAGCACAGCUGGCCAACAUUAGCCAAACCACCAGCAGUCAUCACAACAACAGAAGGAAGGAGAGCGGCCACAGUCCCUAUCACACCCCGGGACAUCGCGGUGUCUGCGGGGCAAUGGAAGGGGAAGAGUUUGUACCUCCUCCGGAGUGUCCCGUAUUCGAGCCAACAUGGGAGGAGUUUCAGGAUCCUCUGGGCUACAUCGCAAAGAUACGUCCAAUUGCAGAGAAGUCUGGGAUCUGCAAAAUUCGACCUCCUCAAGACUGGCAGCCACCCUUUUCUGUGGAGCUGGAUAGUUUCCGCUUCACUCCUCGUAUCCAGAGGCUUAAUGAGUUGGAGGCUGAGACAAGAGUGAAGCUUAACUACUUGGACCGCAUUGCCAGAUUUUGGGAGAUACAGGGAUCUUCCUUGAAAAUCCCACAUAUCGAAAGGCGCAUCCUUGAUCUUUUCAGCCUGUCAAAGGUUGUAACAGAUGAAGGAGGUUUUGAGAUGGUCUGUAAGGAGCGGCGCUGGGCUCGCGUGGCUCAGAGGCUCGGCUACCCUCACGGCAAGAACAUCGGGUCUCUGCUGCGCUCGCACUACGAGAGAAUCGUCUACCCCUUCGAAAUGUUCCAGUCUGGUGCCAGCCUGCCGCACUGCAAGCCGAAGCAUUACGAUGGCGAAGAAGUGGACAAAGAGUAUAAACCUCACUCCAUUCCCCUGCGUCAGUCUGUCCAGCCCUCCAAAAUGAGCAGCUAUGGACGCAGAGCAAACAGAUGCCAGCCUGAUGGUCCAGAGGAUCUGGCCCCCCAUCCUCUCACCACUGGCUCUCAACUCAUCUCUGCGCCUGAACCGACAGAGGAAGACAUAGAGAAAAACCCGGAGCUGAAGAAGCUGCAGAUUUACGGUGCGGGGCCGAAGAUGAUGGGACUCGGACUAGUGGCAAGAGACAAAGGCAUCAGGAAGAAAGAUGAGCUGCCUCAAACCCUGACCAUCAAAGAGGAUGUGUCUCCUCCUCCCGGCGACGCCUCGGUCAAACCGGAGCCACUGGAGCCGCCGGAGCAGCAGAACGACGAGAGCACGUCCAGCCCUCCGAUGCCUCCGCUGAGCGUCACCGUGAAGAAGGAAGAACCAGAGGAGGAGAACGGAAAGCAUAUCGACGAGGCUGAGCCCGACCCCGACGGGCCGUGCACCAAAAUGACCAUGAGGCUCCGACGAAACCUCAACAACCCGCAGUGUGUGGAUAAUUUUGUGUGUCGGAUGUGCGGCCGGGGAGACGACGACGAGAAGCUCCUGCUGUGCGACGGCUGUGACGACAACUACCACACUUUCUGCCUGCUGCCCCCGCUCACCGAACCCCCCAAAGGCAACUGGCGGUGCCCCAAGUGUGUGGCGGAAGAGUGCAAGAAACCCUCAGAAGCGUUCGGCUUCGAGCAGGCUACACGAGAGUACACUCUGCAGAGUUUUGGGGAAAUGGCAGAUGCCUUCAAAGCAGAUUAUUUCAACAUGCCGGUUCAUAUGGUUCCCACGGAGCUCGUGGAGAGAGAGUUCUGGAGAUUAGUCAGCAGUAUCGAGGAAGACGUGACUGUCGAGUACGGGGCAGACAUACACUCCAAAGAGUUCGGAAGCGGCUUCCCAAUGAACAAUGGAAAGAGGAUCCUCACAAAGGAAGAGGAGGAGUAUGCCCGCUGCGGCUGGAACCUGAACGUGAUGCCCGUGCUGGAGCAGUCGCUCCUGUGCCAUAUUAAUGGAGACAUCUCUGGGAUGAAGGUGCCGUGGCUCUAUGUGGGCAUGGUGUUCUCGGCUUUCUGCUGGCACAUCGAGGAUCACUGGAGCUACUCCAUCAACUACCUGCACUGGGGCGAGCCUAAGACCUGGUACGGCGUCCCCUCCGUGGCAGCUGAGCGGCUCGAGGAGGUCAUGAAGAAGCUGACCCCAGAGCUGUUUGAAUUCCAGCCCGACCUCCUGCAUCAGCUCGUUACCAUCAUGAACCCCAAUAUCCUCAUGUCUCACGGAGUCCCGGUUGUUCGGACCAACCAGUGCGCUGGCGAGUUCGUCAUCACCUUUCCUCGAGCCUACCACAGCGGCUUCAAUCAGGGAUACAACUUUGCUGAAGCUGUCAACUUCCUCACUGCGGACUGGCUCCCUGCCGGUCGGUCGUGCAUCGAGCACUACCGGCGCCUGCGGAGGUAUUGCGUGUUCUCCCACGAGGAGCUCACCUGCAAAAUGGCUGCUAAUCCAGAGAAACUGGACCUCAACUUGGCCGCAGCUACACACCGGGAAAUGUUCAUCAUCGUUCAGGAAGAGAGAAAGCUGCGCAAAGGCCUGAUGGAAAGGGGCAUUACAGAAGCAGAGCGGGAGGCUUUCGAGCUGCUGCCCGAUGACGAGAGACAGUGCGACAAAUGCAAGACCACAUGCUUCCUGUCGGCUCUGGCCUGCUCAAACUGUCCCGAGCGUCUGGUGUGUCUCUAUCACACUCAGGAUCUGUGCAACUGUCCCACUGAUAAACUCUACCUCAGGUAUAGAUACACCCUGGAUGAGUUGUUAGCCAUGUUGCAUCGAUUAAAGGUUCGCUCAGAGUCCUUCGACUCGUGGGCCAACAGAGUAAAAGAAGCACUUGAGCAGGAAGAGGGAAACAAAAUAGAUAUUAAAGAUUUGGAGACGCUGAAGGGCGAAGCGGCAGAGAAGAAGUUUCCCGAUAACGAACUUCUCCGGAAACUCAACACUGUCCUGAAAAACAUCGGACAGUGCAAGCAGACGAGCACCGAACUCCUCAGUAACUCUCAGAAUCGUGAAAAUAGGAUGACGUUGGCGCAGCUGCAGUCUCUGGUCGAGACCAUGCAGAACCUGCCCUGUGUGAUGACCCAGUUAGAGGAAGUCCAGGCGGUUUUGCAGACGGUGGAGGGCUACCGGAGCAAGGUUCAGCUUCUCGUCAACGAAAAGGACUGGAGGAAGGACUCACCGCCGCCCGAGCAGCUGCAGGAGCUGUUGGAGGCAGGGGCCGAGCUGGCCGUCGUGGUGCCGGAGUUCACUUUACUCCAGGGCCUGAAGGAGCAGGGCCACUGGCUGGCGGACGUCAGGCGCACCCUCGGCACCGACGGAGGGGAGCGGCAGGAAGUCACACUGGACGUGCUGCGGAACCUGAUGGAGGCCGGCUGCAACGUGCCUCAGAGCGUGUCGGUGGAGACCGCCAUGGCGGAGCUGCAGGAGCUGCUCACCAUUGCGGAACGCUGGGAAGAGAAAGCACAGAUCUGCUUGGAACAAAGGCAGAAGCACCCGCUCUCUACCCUGGAGGCGAUAGUGAAUGAGGCCCAGCUAAUUCCAGUCACACUACCCAACAUUCUGGCUCUGCAGGACUGUCUCACCCGAGCUCGAGCCUGGGUGACAGACUUAGAGGAAAUACAGAACGGAGAGCAUUACCCAUGUCUGGAUGACCUGGAGGGCCUGGUGGCUAUCGGGAGGGACCUUCCGGUUUUCAUGGCGGAGUUGAGGCAGCUGGAGCUGCAGGUGGCCAGCGCGCACUCCUGGAGGGACAAGGCCAGCAAGACCUUCCUGAAGAAGAGCACUCAGCACAGCCUGCUGGAGGUGUUGUGUCCGUGUGCAAAGCGGAGGGAGAGGCGAGCCGCUCCAGAGCUGGCGGACGAUCCGUCAGAUGAUUCAGAUACUAACACCCUGGGGCUGUCUGCCCAGGACCUGAGGGACCCCGCAGCCAUUGUGAUGGCGUUCAAAGAAGGGGAGCACCAGGAAAAGGAAGCACUACUGAGGCUACAGAAAGUCAACAUGUGCAAAUCUGGACUUACUACUGCGAGUCAUUCGGAGGACAAGGAGAACGGGAGGUGGGACGACUCCAUGGAGACGGACGCGUCCAUCCACUCCGAGAACUCUGUGAAAGAGAACGGCAACAGCAACCACACCUGCGCCGCCCCCCAGUCGGUGUGCGUGUGCUCCGGGCGGCCCCGCGCCCCUCAGCUCCGCUGCCACCUGUGUAAGGACUGGUUCCACGGCGGCUGCGUCUCCUUCCCCUCCCUGCUGCCUCCGUCCGGACCGCCGAUUAACCCCCUUUGCUGGUGGGACUGGGACUCGCGCUUCUUGUGCCCGCGGUGCCAGCGGUCGCGGCGGCCGCGCCUGGAGACCAUCCUGGCGUUGCUCGUAGCCCUGCAGAAGCUGCCCGUCCGCCUGCCCGAGGGAGAGGCCCUGCAGUGCCUGACGGAGCGGGCCAUCACCUGGCAGGGCCGGGCCAAGGAGGCGCUGGAGACCGCCGAGGUGCAGCAGGCUCUCCAGAAGCUGCACGAACUCAAAGACACUCUCCACCACGAAGCGGAGAAAGAGACGCAGGAAAGCUCAGUUAUUGUUUUAUCAGACUCUGAAGGAGCCGACGGAGACGACGCGAUCAUCGAUUUAACAGAGGAUAAUUCACCUAAGAAGAACAAGGAAACCAAUGGCACUCUGGCUGGGUGUGAAAAUGGCGUCAGCAAGAAGCCCAACGUUACAGGAGUGGAGUCUCUGCAGGCUCUGCUGCCUUUGCUCAAAGGCGAGGUGGUGGGACUCUCCCCAGCCACCAGGCUGCGGCUGGAGGAGCUGCAGCUGGAGGGAGAUCUGCUGGAGGUGUCCCUAGACCAGACCAACACCAUCCACAGAGUCCUGCAAGCGGCGUCCUCUCCCCCCACAGAAACACUGCACACACUCAUUCAGAUUGAACUUGAAGAGCAGAGGCGAGUGAGUCGCGGACGGGCCAAGGACUCCAAGAGGAAGAGGAAGAGCCACAAAGGUGUUGGUGGUGACGGCGCAGGAGAGCGCUCUCUGGACGGCUCGCAGUCCAAGAAGAGCUGUCCCGUCAGCCAGAGCGCUCCUCCUCACGUACCCAUCCAGAUCCAUCCAGAGAUUUUGUGAUGCACUCGGAAGGUUGGAGCUCCGUUUCGCCGGAUCGGAAUGGAAGAGACGGAGCUCUCUGUGCCAGAAAACAGUGUCAACUUCUAGACAGAUGCAGGACAUCCCCACCCCCGCCCCCCUCUGCCCCGCCCCCCCUGUCCCUACCCCACCCUUCUCAUGCUUCAUCCACGUAUUCAGACAAUAACAGAGCGAUGCCUCCUCUGCUACACUCCACCGUCUCACCCACCACACCGCUCUCACCCUCCCCUCUCUCUUUUUUUUUUUUCUCACAUCUUCAGGCUCCUACUUGAACUUUGCUCCCCGCCCCUCCCGAUCCAUUUCCCCCCUGUGAACAUAUAAAGACUUUGUUGGAUCGCUGUGAGACUUAUAGGAGCGUCUUUGGUCUAGCGUUGUCUCUGAGGUCAGUCAGUAUGCUUUGUUAUCCAAACUGUAUUAAAUGCUAGUUGAGCCGUUGCCCGUUGGGGAGGCCGGCAGUUGCAGUUUUCAGUUGAGCGCUUUCUCUCUCUCUCUCUCUCUCUCUCUCUCUCUCUCUCUCUCUCUCUCUCUCUCCAUCUAUCUUUCUCUUUCUAUCUCGUUGAAGUUGGAUAAGCUAUGAGUGUGUUUAGACAGUUCUGUGGGCAUGAUUCCCGACUCUGAGGAGCAGCAGAGGAUGUUCGCCUGCUGAUCGGAGACAACGCCACCGUGGUUACAUUUGUAUUUUUUAACUUUUAGUUGUAUUAAAUCUUGCGUUCGACGCCGUUUUGAGGGGACGUGCAUUUUGAAGAAACGGAGUGAAAUUUGGGAAGUGUUAAAAAAACAGGACUUCAUGUUUUUGGUGCUACUUUCCCAAAAUUGGACAUGUGUACCUCUCUGCUUAGUUAUUCCUCCUCUCCUUUCCUUUAACGCCGUUUAUUUUAUUUUCCAGCACCUUCCCCUCUUUCACCUCAUUUCCCUUCAUUCACUCUGUUUGCAAAUUAUGGUAACUUCACUGUAACUCACUUUGUCUCAUUUUAUUUUGUUUUCUGGGUUCAAAUGGUUAUAUUAUUAUAAUUAUUAUUGAUAUUGCAGACACACAGUUGUCGUGAGUUUGUGUAUAAACUUUUCAUUUUACUGUUGCCUUUGUUUCUUUUCACUCUUGUUAGAAAAAUAAAGGUUUAGAAUUGUUUAGGAUA